AGAUAUUUUGGGUUUUCUGUAAAAAAUGGUACUGGCAAGAUUCAAAGCGCAAUGGAUUCCGAGAGAUCCGAUACAAGAGAAUCCGGGCACGGGUCCGGAUUCCGGGUCAGGCAACGAGUCCACUACGCCGGAGACUCCCGCCGGAUCGGCAGCGUGAAAUACGUCGGACCGGUGGAGGGAUACUCCGGCACGUGGAUCGGAGUUGACUGGGACAACGGGGACGGGAAGCAUGAUGGCUGCCACAACGGUGUCCGAUACUUCGAAGCUGCCGGCAAUACAACGGCGUCGUUUGUGCGACCGCACAAUCUCAGCGUCGGCAUUCCGCUCUUGCAGGCGCUCGAGCUCCGGUACCGUACGGCUUCCAGUAAAGAAGAAGAGGAUGAGAUGUAUGUUUUCUCUGCAAGCAACAAACGAGUAACUGUUGAGCUUCUGGGUAAAGAAAAGAUUCAGAAUAAGCUGAGUCAUUUUGAGGAGUUGACAAGUGCAUCAUUGUCUUAUUUAGGAGUCAGCUCUGCCGGAGAUCCAUGCCACAUUAGUACAACUAUACCAAAUUUAAAGGAGCUUGAUUUGACUGGGAACCUGCUAUCUGAGUGGGAGGAGGUUGGUAUAAUCUGUAAAGAGUUGCCAGGUCUUGCAGCUCUGAACCUAUCACACAAUAUUAUGGCACAUGAUAUAAGUGGAAUGCCCUUGCUAAAUAAUAUACGGAUUUUAGUUUUGAACCAUACAGGAAUCAGCUGGAAGCAUGUUGAAAUACUUAAAGAUUCCUUCCCAUUCAUUGAAGAGCUACAUCUGGUGGGGAAUAAACUGAAAGAAAUAACGCCUUCAUCUUCAACCUUUGUCAAAGGGUUUGAUUCUCUGCAUCUCCUUAAUCUGGAUGAUAACUGUAUAGAUUCUUGGGAAGAAAUCUUGAAGCUUUCGCAACUGAGAAGCUUGGAACAGCUUUUUUUGAACCACAAUAAUUUAAGCUGCAUCUGGUACCCUGAUCAUGGUACAUUACAUGAAACGGUUGCCAAUGGUGAUGAAUGUCUUGGGAAAGGCUCUAAGCCUUUCAAGAAUUUGCAUUCCCUCCUUCUUGGUAACAACAUCAUUAAAGAUGUGGAAUCUGUUGAUUCGCUGAAUUAUUUUCCUAAUUUGUUGGAAGUAAGACUUUCUGAGAAUCCAGUGACAGAUCCAGUAAAAAGUGGCCUAUCUCGAUUUGUUUUGGUGGCACGCCUAGCAGGAGUAAAAAUAUUAAAUGGAAGUGAGAUUAGUCCUAGAGAGCGGAAGGAAUCUGAAAUUCGGUAUGUCCGAUUAGUCAUGUCUAAAUGUCAUGAAUAUCCACAAGAAAUCGACCGACUUCACCCGAGAUUUGCUGAGCUAAAAAGACACCAUGGAAUUGAUGAUGAAAAACCAGAGAGUGGAACAACCGGACCCCAGAAAAUGGCUGCAGGACUUAUAUCAAUUACCAUGAAGUGUAUUGGAGCAUCAAUCGGUGAAAAGCCUCCAUUGACCAAAAAGUUGCCUGUGACAAUCACGGUUGGCAAGCUGAAGAACCUUUGCGAGAGUUUCUUCAACAUAAGAUCUAUCAAGCCUAAAUUAUUUCUUCAGGAAGCGGGCGCCCCAUUUCCAACGCUGCUCGAGGAUGAUAUGGCAACUUUGCUGGAUGCUGGAGUGGGUAAUGAGUCAACCAUUCUUGUGGAUGAAGAGUAAUAUAAUGCUGUCCUCACAACCAGAAAAAUCUUAAUUUUUUUUUCCUAUCGGAUAACAUUAUGAUGUGGAACUGGAUUUGUGUUUGGAAAAUGCAGUUUUGUCGUUCAAGAAUUUGACCUCAUGCAUCAUACAAGUAUGUGGUUGUUGUUUGAUGAACUUAUGCAAUUUUAUUACACAAAUUAUAUCA
Messenger RNA from Ipomoea nil (Japanese morning glory), 1876 nucleotides. RefSeq names its product tubulin-folding cofactor E. The record is from RefSeq and is a predicted model, not a curated record. The annotation marks the transcript as partial. The transcript has 15 exons. Gene Ontology annotation, molecular function: protein binding. Lineage: Eukaryota; Viridiplantae; Streptophyta; Magnoliopsida; Solanales; Convolvulaceae.